CCGACGCGGUUCACCAGCAGCACCAACACCAAACAGCUUGUACACUAUGGGAAAGUCCAAGAUUAGAGAUAUCGACCCCGAGUCGCUUCUGGACCCUGCGCCGAGCUCCAGCGAAGACGAGCGCUCUGACGCUGAACUCUCCGAAGUCGAAGAUGACAAUGCCGGGCGCGAACAUUAUACCACAGUGGCAAAGAGCAAGCUGAGGAAGCCGGUAGAAGUGCCUCUGGGCCCGGAGUAUACUGGGCGCAAGGUGGACCGCAAAGCACUCGAAGACAGCGACAGCGACGAUCCAUUUGCGAAAGGUUUCGACGAUAUAGACAGCGAGGCUAGUGAUGAGGACGAAGAAGAUGAUAUCAAUGGCGUAGAGUUCGACGGCGAGGAAGAUAGCGACGAGGAAGACCUGAACGGCGAAUUCGACGAAGACAUGAGCGACGAGGACGAGGAGAUGGGAAGCGCAGGCGAAAGUGGGAGCGACGACGAUGCCAAUGACUCUGAAGACUCAGAGGAUGAUCAGUCAGGCGCCGAAGCCAAGACCGACGCGACCACGAUCCGCGACCUCAUGUCCGCCAACAAGUCCUUCACCUCGACCAUCGCUGCUGGCACGCAAUCCGAUGUCGCCAAGGGAGAAGCUGUGAAGACUCAACGGAAGACAUUUGAUACGCUACUCAACUCGCGCAUUCGACUUCAAAAGGCGCUGAUCUCCACAAACUCCAUGGCUGCAGAACCCUACAAGACAGAGGCCGCGAAAGAUGCGCCUAUCGAGGCAGCGGAGGCAGCUGCAUUGACGCUCCUCAACAACCUCACGAACCUGCGACUAUCUCUAGAAGAGUCGCGAACAGGUCAGAAGCGGAAGCGCACGGCAUUUGACUCUGCGACACCAUCAUCCGAGAUCUGGGCCAACAUCCAAGCCAGCGAGAAAGCCACGCUCCCCCACCGCAAAGCCGUCCUCGAGCGCUGGUCGAACAAAACCAAAGCCACGACCGUCACAAACAACAAAGCGCGCCUCAACGCAUCCGCGCAACAGACGCUAACCGAAGUCCUCGACUCCCAGCUCACAUCCUCCCACCUGGUAACCCGCACCCAAACCCCGCGCUCUUGUGCCCCCCUCCAGUCCUCCGGCAAAGCCGUCCAACCCGACCCCGCCAUCUACGACGACGCCGACUUCUACGGUCUCAUGCUGAAAGAGCUGCUCGAACAGCGCUCCGCCGAUCUUAACGCAAACGGAACCGCCGAGUUUGUUGUACAAGCACCGUGGCAGGUUGCGCGCGAGGCCAAGACGAAGAAGGUUGUUGAUACGAAGGCUAGCAAGGGGAGGAGGCUAAGAUACACGGUGCAGGAGAAGUUGCAGAACUUUAUGGCGCCUGAAGAGAGGGGCGCUUGGGGGGAUAGGCAGAGGGAUGAGCUGUUUAGUAGUUUGUUUGGGCAGAGGUUGGGGCUUGGUGAGAAUGAUGAUGUGGAGAGUGAGGAGGAGGAGGGUGUGGAUGCUGAGGAGGCGGGAUUGAUGUUGUUUAGAAGUUGAGUGGGCUGAGUAGGUGAGAGGCAGAUUCAUGUCACGCAGAUCAUGGUGCGCUGUCUCCGAUGUCUUCGUUCUCAGACUACAGGCUAUAACGGUUGGGCAUAAUUGCAAGUCUCAGCUAUGUUAUUGGUUGGUUCACACUUUUGGUGGCGUAUGUCAGCAAAAUCAGCCCCCAAAUUGCCCGCGUAUCUUCAUUCUCAGCUAAUCAAAGAGCUUGCCUUUAACUCGCUCAGCGAUCAUCUUCCAGCCUCGUUCCACC
Molecule: messenger RNA, 1775 nt
Organism: Alternaria rosae
Lineage: Eukaryota; Fungi; Ascomycota; Dothideomycetes; Pleosporales; Pleosporaceae
Product: traub transciption factor family protein
Exons: 2
Coding region: 47-1519 (490 amino acids)
Biological process (GO): maturation of SSU-rRNA from tricistronic rRNA transcript (SSU-rRNA, 5.8S rRNA, LSU-rRNA)
Cellular component (GO): nucleus; nucleolus
Source: RefSeq, a predicted model, not a curated record